Tachysurus vachellii is the source of this 8590-nucleotide messenger RNA. It is a transcript of the gene rif1, whose product is annotated as replication timing regulatory factor 1. Lineage: Eukaryota; Metazoa; Chordata; Actinopteri; Siluriformes; Bagridae. The transcript has 36 exons. The record is from RefSeq and is a predicted model, not a curated record. Gene Ontology annotation, biological process: telomere maintenance. Gene Ontology annotation, cellular component: nucleus. Bases 265 to 7668 code for a protein of 2467 amino acids.
GAAGCUGUUCAGCGCGCCUUGUUUGGCGCCAGCGUUUUCGCGGGACUGCUGAAGAAACAGCGAGGCGACGAUUUCCCCGUUAUUGACAGUCGAUACUAAUCUUUUUAGGAAGCCUAUUUGCUUGGUUUGUUAGUAUAAGUUUCCCAUCCAUGUUCACGCUGCUUUCGGUCGGUUGUGUUCCUUUAAUUUCAGUGAGGUGAGAGAACACUACUUUUCCCGUCGGGCUUCCUAGUUAGCUGCAGUGUUGUGGACAGGGACUUGAGGAUGAUGGCCACGGUCCCCAUGUCCAGUUCCAGCCUCCUCCCUCUCCUUGGAACUCUGGAGGACAUCGCAGCCGGGGUGUCCGAGCAGACUGAUGCCUACCUUACCAUUGCCAAUCGCCUCAGUGGAGAAGAUGGAAGGCAGUUCUUUCCUCUAAUCGUUAAGCACUUUUCACGCCUGGGUAAAGCUUUUCAGACUCACAUAUCCAGUGAAAAUGAGGAGCUAAGACAGGCUGCGCUUCAGGCCCUGGGUUUCUGUGUAUUCAGCACACACAUUGUCUCGGGCAUUCCUGCAAAUUUUGCAGAGGAGAUCUUGUUGACCCUUUGUGCCCUGGUGUUAAAGUCCACAGACAAGAACACCUGCACACGAGCAUUAUGGGUCAUUUCAAAACAGAACUUUUCUGCAGAGGUUGUUGCUAAGAAGACACCAGAAAUACUCAAGACUCUUGAGGCUCUGCAGACAAAAGACAUCCAGUCAGUGCUGACCGAUCACGAGUCGCUAAAUGUUGUUAUAAAGCUGCUUGAACAGGCUCCAGUUCAGAUGGGUGAAGGAGCAGUUUUGUGGAUUAAGCUGAUUGUACCUCUGGUAGUUCACUCAGCCUCUAAGGUGCGGUUACGUGCAGCUGCAGCACUAGAAAUGGGAAUGCCCCUUCUUCUGCAGAAACAGCAGGAGGUGGCUGCCAUUGUAGAGCCUAUGAUGUCUUCUAAACUUAUCCCUGAAAUGCAGAAACUGUUCUCCACCAAGAAUGAGAGCAAUGUGCUAAAGCUCUGGCCUUUAUUUGUAAAGCUUCUAGGCAAGUUGCUCCAUAAAGGAGGUGCCUUCAUAAAUUCGCUGCUUUAUUUAGAAGAGCUGGGCUUCCGCAGCUCCUCUCCGAGCAUUAAGAAAAUUGCCUUCCUAGCCUGGAAAAGCCUCAUUGACAACUUUGCCCUUAAUCCAGAUAUUCUCUGUAGCAGCAAGCGACUAAAACUACUUAUGCAGCCUCUCAGCUCCAUCCUUGUGAGGACUGAAGCCUUGCUGCUCACCAAAUUAGAAGUCUGGUGGUAUCUGGUGGUCAAACUAGGGCCUAACUUGUCUGCUAACUUUGAACAAGUUGGUGUACCACUGCUGCUUAGCACACUUCCUCCAGAUGCCUCAUCGGUGUCUCCAGCCACUCCUGCUAGAAACACAAGCCAUAGCAAUGGCAUUGGAUUAGUUACUCCUAAACCAGGUGGUCCCUCGUGUAGUAGUCCAGGUGCUAGCUCUCAUCUGAGCUUGAACAGCAGUGUAAGCACACCCCUGUCCUAUGCCUCAAUCCAGCUGCUGGGACUGGAGAUGCUUUUGCACUACUUUCUCGGCUCACAGGCCAGCGCUGCUGCAGCCAAGAACAAUCUACAGCUCAGUCUUGAGCCUUUGACUCACAACCUUCUCACCAGUCACUCGUUCUUCAGCAAGCACUCCUCCACACUCAUUUCAGCUGUUAGAGAUGGCUUCAUCUCUGUGGGCAAAGAUGCUCCAGAAGCAUUGCUGAGACUGAUUUGGACUAGCCUUGUUGGCCAUGUUAAUACAACAAUAGAAGCUGCUGGUAAUAAGAAGGAGAGGCAGGGUUCUGAAGUACUCACUCUACUGCUACAGGCCCUGCAGUCUAUUGUGUCUUCUGAAGCCCUGCCAGCCCCACGGGCUCUGGCUUUGUUGGAAGCUACUGUGAAAGCCAUACCUCAGAAGGUACUAGGAUCUGCAGCAUAUCAAGUGGCUAACAUGGAUGUAUUGAAUGGUACCCCAGCGCUUUUCUUGAUUCUUCUCUUCUACAAGAGCAGUAUGCUCUCUUCGUUUGUGACUUACGAAGGGUUCUUUGUGUGCUUGGAGACCCUUGUCACUUGUGGUCUCUGUGGGCCCACAUCCCCCCUGGCCUUUGGAGAAUCUGUUUUGGGGACCGUGAGUGGCAGUGUGGAGUCUGUGGAAAACAAAGAGCAUUUGUGGAGAAUGUGGAGUGUAGUUGUGAACCCUUUAACUGAUACCAUUACACAGACAAAUGAGGUAAAUCAAGGAGAUGCCCUGGAGCAUAAUUUCAGUGCAAUUCAUAGUGCCUUGAUGUUUCCUAUUACUCACCUUUUGCCUGGCUCAGGUCUUCCACAGAUGACUCAGAAGACCAUGUUGAGCACUUGGUCUCGACUGUACAAGGCGUUUGCUCGCUGCUCUGCUCUCGUGGCCACAGCUGAAGAGAACGUGUGCUGUGAAGAGUUGUGUGCCAGGAUAUCUUCUGCACUGGAUAGUGAAGCCCUGAAGAAUUUGUCCACUCUUGAUGCAGUAGCAAAUAUCUUGAUGUCCAUUAUUGAAAAUGUGGACUUCUCUCCAUUUACCCCUCAGUUUCAGCAGAAAAUGAAAUCCCCUCACACCCCGCUACGCUGGGUUCGGAAGAGGAACAAAGCUCUGGGGAAUCUCUCAACCUUUCAUGCGCUCUUUGUGCAGUCUUUAGAAGUUUUCAUAACUUUGGCCUCUUCAGAGGCAAACAGUACAGUUUUAAGUGGCAUUGGUGCAAUGCUCUUCUCCAUUGUCUCGAUUCUUUUCACCAACAUUUCACUGCCCACUGUUAUUCAAGAGUCAUUGGCUUCCCUCACAAAACCUCUUGCGCUUCUUUAUGGUCCAGUUAUAAGUUCAGAAGGUCAACAGUCAAAGACCCACACUAUGCUAGCAUUCAAGUUGGAAAAGCUGGUAGGAGAUGUGUUUGGCAUCCUGCAAACACGUUCGGCAGUGCAGUAUAAUGAUGAGCUGCUGGAGAUUUUGUCUCCUUUGCUCUGUGUACUUUUCCAAAACAAGAGCAAACACAUCCGCUCUGUCAUGACUCAGUUCUGGAAUGGCACUUUUGGAAACGCUCUUGUGCUGACGUACCCUGACAGUCUCAGGCCUGUUUUAAAUCAAGCUAAGCAGAAGUCUCCCUUAAUAUUACCUGGCUUUCGAGCAGUUGAAAACUCGGAGGAUUUCAGCGGACAGUGCUCACAGAGUGAAUGUUCUCAACUUGACACCAAAAUCAGUGGGAUGAUGGUGACCUCAGUAGGAAAGAGAGAAUCCUUACUGACUAGGGCAGCAGAGCUACAGCAGAGGAGUUCUGGAACACCUUCCAAGCCUGUAUCUGUGAAAUUGGAUUUCGGGUCUCCGAAGCCACCACACAAAGAAGUUCUUGAGGAGGAGGCAUCAGUAGAUUUUGUCUUUAUUCCACCUGAGGCAAAGGAGAGAGUACUUACUGAACAUCAGAAGGAGGUCAAAAGAACUAAAAGGGUUGACAUCCCUGCUAUGUACAAUAAUUUGGAUGCCUCUUUGGAUACUACAGUCUUUACACAGUACACACAGAGUCAAGAGGAGUCCAUGGACAAACUGCCAACACAGGAACAAGCUGAGGCCAAAGAAAUUGAUAUGACUGAAGCGAAGGAUUUAAAGGACAAAGCAUCAUAUGUAAUUGAUGAUCAGAAAGUGCAAGAUAACAUCAAUCCAGACCUUGCUGCACAAGAAAAAGCAACAAUUUACCGAAAAGAAAACCAAACUACCGAAGUGCUGUUUUCUCUGGAUGUCACCGCUUCAGAUGCUGGUGUACAUCAGGAUUCUGAGAGCCAAAGCCCAAAUGUGUCCAGUUCUUCUGACAUGAUCUCUGGUACUCCACCAAAGCCUAGCAGUCGACGUCAGUCCUUCAUAACCCUAGAGAAAUAUGGAGAGGAUAGGCCAACUAAUUCUGCAAGUGUUACAAAAUUUACUGGCCCACUCUCUAGGACUUCUUUUAGUCAGGAGCCACAAAAGUCACAAAUUGACUCAAACCUGCCUUCACCUUCUUACUCACAGCCAGAAACUGGUAAAGAGGUAUCUAAGGAAUCUGCUGCUAAUAUUACCGAGGAUUCUACUAAUAAGUCUGAUGGACUGGAGAUAGAGGCAGAGUUAAGCUCGGUAGCUACAUGUCCAAGUGAAGGCACAGAAGAUGAUGUGAUCCCAGACACCCAAAACCCAGAGCUGACUGAGGUAGCUGAUCCUGACAAGUCCUUAGACAAAUCCAGUGUCGAGGUGAAUACGGAAAUUGCCUCCCCUGGAAGAAAAUCUGAAGUUUUUGUUGCUUCUCAGGAUUCAAGUCCAGUUGAACCAAGGAGGUCCGGUAGACGCAGAAGUAGGCCUGUUCUGCCAGGGGAAGUGUCUGAUCAGGACUCAAAAGGCAAGAAAAAGCUUUCUGUUAAUGCAUCAGCUUUGAAUGAUGCACAGAAACCUGCACCUGUCAAGAACAAUUUGCCUACAAGAACCAGAAGAAGUCGAGUCCAUGAAGAGAACAAGAGCGAAAGUGUCAAACUGCAAAACCUCGAACAAAAAGAUGAACGGAGAGAUUCACUGGUACCAUCUCUGGCUAUCACAAACUCAUCACGGGGAAGAAAAAGUAGGAGUAAAGCUAUUACCCAGACUGAGCAGUCUCCUUUAAGUUCAUCAGAUGAUAAGGAGGAGUCUCCUCUUAAUCAGUCACAUAGUCAGUCACAUGGUAGGCCUGUAAGGCGGACCAGAUUAAGCAAUGCUAAUGCAGACGUUUCGGACAAAACACACAGAGUUGAGAACUCUCAGGAGGACUCUCCAGUUAGUGUAUCCAAACACAUGGAUAGUUCUGCAUCUGAUGCUGAUAGCCAGUCACCUGCCAGACCAAGAAGAGCAAGAAGGUCUGAAGCAGCUGAAGCACAAAACAAAGAGAAGCCUGGGCUUAGAAAUGAACAAGUUUGUGAUCCAGGUCAUGCUCAGACACCAACAACCACAAAAGUCAAAUCGGGUAGGCGGAAGAAGGCUAAUGAAGAGAAUUCUGAAUGCUCACAGGUUAAUGACCUCAGUGAGCUACAGGACAAUUCUCAAGGGCGUGGCAAAUAUAGAACUCGUCGGUCAUCUCAAGCCUUGUUAGCAUCUGGUGAGAACUCUGAGUCAGAUGCGUCUGAUACCCGUGACGGACAAAAACCUAAAAGAGCUAGAGGGUAUAAAUCACCUGAAAUAACCCCAAGCGCAGUGAUUAAUGAAAAUGCUCAUGUGGAUGUGUUGGGCAAGGAAGAUGAAGGUAGCAUUUCAGUUCCAAUGGAGGUGCCUAAAAAUGAUCCAGAAGCCUGUUUAGUUGUUGGUCCACUGAUGGAUAUCUUGAAUAUCAUUGAAUCUGCUGACAAAGUUGAAGCCCCUGUAGCUGAAAUCCAAGCAAAUGAACAUUACACUUCUGAUGUAAAAUCAGCUGAUGAUGAGCAACAAAGUGACUCUAAAAUUCAAAUGGAUUCCGAUAAAGAGGAGUCUGUUAACACUGUUCUGGAAGAGAGGACCGUUGUGAACGAAGCCCUUCCAUCUUCACAGAACAGCCUACAAAGUGACUCUAAAAAGCAAAUGGAUUCCGAUAAAGAGGAGUCUGUUAACACGGUUCUGGAAGAGAGGACCGUUGUGAACGAAGCCCUUCCAUCUUCACAGAACAGCCUACAAAGUGACUCUAAAAAGCAAAUGGAUUCCGAUAAAGAGGAGUCUGUUAACACUGUUCUGGAAGAGAGGACCGUUGUGAACGAAGCUCUUCCAUCUUCACAGAACAGCCUACAGCUAGCUCAAAACGUUGAGGUCAAGUCUCUGAAACCCCGUAAAUGUCCUCAUAGCAAAAGAAGUCGUUGGCGCAGACAGUCCACUAACUGUAAAUGCCUCCAAGCUGGCAGCACACCUUCAAAAGAAGAAUGCAGUAAUUCACAAGAUGUACAGAAUAUCACUGAAAACAUGGUUCAACUUGAAUCAAGCAGCCUGCCACCUGAAGCAGUGUUGAACAGUAUUACAUCUGUCUUACCGGAAAAAGAGAGUGUGGUACUUCAAGAUAAUUGUCCUACUGUCGCUAAUGCACAAUCUUCUUCUUCAUCUUUGCCCAUCUUUACUGAAGCAGAGGUGCCUGCUGUAAGCCUAGUGGAAAAGCCAAAUGAAAGCAUUUCCCAGUCCUCUGAUGUGAUUGAUGCAAGAGAGGCAGAGGAAUGCAGCAAAGACACCAUAGAUGACGCAGAGAAUAAACAUGAGGAAACUGAACAAGAUAAAAAUGUUUCAAAAGAUAAGUCUACCCAGGAACAACCAGAGGAAGAUCCAGGUGCACCAGAGGUCUCUCCCAGCCCUAGCCAAUCUGUUGAGGAUAAACCAAUGUACCAGGAACAGUCUGAGUCUCCUGUCAGUCAGGAGGAAAUUGUUCACAGCGGAGAAGAAACUGAGAUGCCAGAAAAGGAGGAACUUGUGCCUGAGCUGGAAGGUGCAAUUACUGCACUCCCAGAGGGCACUGAACUAGACCGGUUCCCACAGGAAGAGGGAGAUGAUGGUGAAGCAACACAAAUAGAUAAUGAUCUUCAACCUGAGACUGCGCUACACUGUGAAGCAUCUGUACCUCUGCAAACUGCCUUAUCGGAAGCAUGCUUGGACUCUCCACCAAAAGAGAAGUCUUCAGAUUCGCUCUGUGGAAACACAGAAGUGAGGCAGAGUCCCAGUAAUAGUGUAACACGUGGUGUAUGGUCACCAUCAGCUUCUCCAUCUACAAGCAUUCUGAAGAAAGGGCUGAAGAGGCAAUGUGAGGAAGAUACUCCAUCACCUCUCAUCAAGUCUCGCAGAGUGUCCUUCGCAAAUCCGAUAUACCAGCAGGAACUCGCUGAUGAUAUUGACCGCCGCAGUCCAGUAAUACGAACCAGCUCUCCAAAAUCAAAAGCAGUUGGACAGCCUAAGUAUAUUACAACGCCUACAAAAGGCCUGUUGUCCCUUAGCCCUCGCAACCUUCGCACUCCCGGUUACAAGAGUUCAAAGAAAUGCCUGAUCUCAGAAAUGAGCCAGGAGCCCCGACCUAUUCCAAAGGAUUGUGUUUAUCCUGCUCUUGUCUGCUGUUCGACUCCUGUGGAGGCCGUUCUGCCCCAGAUUUCUUCUGCAAUGUGGCCUCGGGGCUUUGGUCAGCUUGUGCGUGCUAGAAAUAUUAAAACGGUUGGAGAUCUGAGCGCUCUUUCCCCAAACGAAAUCAAGUUGCUGCCUAUUCGCUCACCGAAAGUGUCAAAUCUCAAAAAAGCACUGAAAACCUAUUAUGAGCAGCAGCGCAAAGGGCGGCCAGAUGACCUGAAAAGCUUUGAUGUGAUGGAGAAAAUGACCUCUGAGCCUGAGGAGACACCUGCAGCUCCAAAUGAGGAGGACCAGAUGUCUGGAGAUGGACAAGAAAUCCUCUCAUCAGAAAUGCCAUCUACAGUAGAGCAGAAACAAGAAGAACCAAUGCCUGUGGAUCUGCUAUCAGAUGUUGCUGCUCUGGGAUCUCGUCUCACCCACGACGAGCUCAGUCGUUGUUCACCAAUGGAACUGGGUCUGAUGCAUGAACAACUCAGUGGCAUGAUGAGGAGUAUUGUGGAUCAUCUUCAGUCACGUUUAGUCAGCAACCUUGAGGACAGUUUGUCAUGAUGGCAACCAGUAUUUUCAUCCUCAGCCUUCUACAUGGAACAUUCCUCACUGGUUUUUAAUGUUUUCGUCAGUGGACAACUUGGUUUUUAGUGAUCGUUUUAGCUGUGGGUCGUAUCAUCUUUUCCAAACUGAUGGGAUGGGUCUGCAAAUACCUGCUUUGAGAUUAAAAGCUUGUACUAUGUUUCCUAUUGAGUGCAUUAUAUGGAUCGAUUGGCCUCGCUUAGCCUUUUAGUGGCACUUCUUAAAGAAAUCCAUGCAGACCAGAAUGCAGAUGGCACUUUUAGUACUACAAUACUUUUUUUGUUUUUAAUUUUUUUGUUUAAAUAAAGGAUUGAAGGUGUAAGAGUGUUGUUUUUAACUGAGACUUUACCAGCAUGAACAAUUGCCUUGGAAAAUUAUUUAUUAUGGAACAUCAAUAAUUUGUAGGCCACAUGGUGAUCCUUUUAUACACCUGCCACUUCCAAGAUGUAAUGAUAUGUUUUAUAGUUCAUGUUAGUCUUUGUUGUACUUUUUUUGGUUAAUAUCUAAGACUGCCAGUGAACAGUAUAGAAUUGAACGCAGUAAAUUACAUUGCAGCCAGAUAUGAAGAAAUUAGCUUUAAUCUGUAGAAAGGUGUAAAAUCAACAAGGCUAAGAGUAACAAAUCUCAGUGCUACUGUGACCAUUUCUUCAGUCCCUGGCAGCCUUAUGUAAGAUAUUUAACAUUUCAUUUCAUUCAUUUGUUUAGAGUUCUAUAUUCAUAACAAACCUCAUGUGAGGAGCUUAGUUCAUGUCUUCUGUUAUCAGUAGUUUAUCACUAUUGCUAACUCAACACAAGGACAAACGAGUGUUUUAUUUUUUUUUGUUUUUAAAGCGAUAUUUACUAAAAGUGGAAAUGCAUGUGGCUGCAUGCAAUGUUGUGUAAUAAAACCAUCUAAAACCUG